Messenger RNA from Trichomonas vaginalis G3, 1362 nucleotides. Its product is annotated as ribosomal protein S6 kinase family. Lineage: Eukaryota; Parabasalia; Trichomonadida; Trichomonadidae. The record is from RefSeq and is a predicted model, not a curated record. Gene Ontology annotation, biological process: protein phosphorylation. The transcript has a single exon. The coding region runs from base 1 to 1362 and encodes 453 amino acids. Gene Ontology annotation, molecular function: ATP binding; protein serine/threonine kinase activity.
AUGUCUGUGUACAAAACUGGAUGGGCUACUAAGCAAGGAGGUAUGAUUAAAACCUGGAAGAAGAGAUACUUCGUACUUACAGAUGACUGGCUUGUCUACUAUGACAAACCUGAUGGAAAUGAGCAUGGUAGGAUUCCGCUUGAUCCAACAGUUGUAGUUUCACCAGCUCCAGAUUGCAAGAAGCAGCCAGCUUAUAAAAUUGUUACAUCAGGUCGUACAUAUUAUGUCGUACCAGAAACACAAGCCGAAGUUAAUGAAUGGGUAGCCGUUUUAACCGCCGCAAUUAAUAAUUCUAAGAAUAAGAGAAUCCCGAAGGCCGGUGUUCCAGUACAAACUUCGAAUUCAACAACUCCAGCAAAGAAAGUAUCAAUGGAUGACUUUACAAUUUUGGGUGUUCUUGGCCGCGGUACUUACGGUAAAGUCCAACUUGUCAAAGAAAAAGAAACAGGCAAGCUUUUCGCUCUUAAGACUAUGAGUAAGCGUCUUCUUGCUGAAUCAGAUCAAGUCGAACAGACAAUUACUGAAAGAAACGUUCUUUUGACAACCAAGCAUCCAUUCUUGGUUUGCGCUCACUACACAUUCCAAACAGAUGCCAAAAUUUUCAUGGUUUUGGACUAUGUUCCAGGUGGUGAAUUAUUUGGUCGUCUUAAGGAAGAAUCCCUCUUUGCAGAGAGCCGUGUCCGCUUAUACGCUGCCGAAAUCUGCCUUGGUCUUGGCUAUCUUCACAAACUUGGCUUCAUUUAUCGCGAUCUCAAGCCAGAAAACAUCCUCGUUGACCAGGAUGGUCACUUGAAGAUCACAGACUUCGGUCUUGCUAAGAAUACAGAUAUGGGUACUACAAGUACAUUCUGUGGUACUCCAGAAUAUAUUGCACCCGAAAUGCUUCAACGUCUUCCAUAUACAAAAGCUGUCGACUGGUGGUCAUACGGCAUUAUUAUUUACGAAAUGCUUACAGGCCUCCCACCUUUCUACGAUGAAAAUACAAAUCAAAUGUAUCGUUCUAUCCUUCGCGACGACGUUAAGUACCCAAGCCACGUCAGCCAUGACGCAAGGAGCUUGAUCAACCAGCUCCUUAACCGUAAUCCAGAAGCUCGUCUCGGUUCUGGACCUUCAGAUUACGAAGAGAUCAAGGCUCAUCCAUUCUUCGCAUCCAUCAACUGGGAGAACGUCUUCAAUAAGAAGACAAAACCAGAAUGGAAGCCAAAGAUCAAGAACGCAACAGAUACUUCUUUAUUCGACGAGGAAUUCACUCACGAAACUGGUGGCGUUUCCUUCGAAGAUGGUUCGCUUAUCGGAGCAGAUACUCAGGAACAAUUCAACGGCUUUACAUGUACUCAGGAUUCAACACUCGAUAAACUUUAA